This is a messenger RNA of Pelodiscus sinensis (Chinese soft-shelled turtle), 4103 nucleotides long. NCBI's taxonomy places the organism in Eukaryota, Metazoa, Chordata, Testudines, Trionychidae. The record is from RefSeq and is a predicted model, not a curated record.
UCGGUCCCAGGUGCCUGCUCCGCUGCUGCUGCCAGCCACACUCCUGGCCGUCAGCCCUGCUUCUCCUUGUGCACAACUCCUGCUUCUCGUUAUUGUGCACAACUGACCAUACCAACUCCAUAGAUGUGCUCCUGCCUGGAGUAGACAGCUUCACAAAUUAAGGACUUUAGAGAAAAACAAAUUAUGACAAGACGUGAAGCAUUUCUACAAGUUGUAUCUAUAGAUACUGUUGAGAAGUUUGUGAAUUACAUGCAAAUUCAUAAGGAUCCAUUUGAUCUGAAUGAAUUGCUUCAGGAAUUACCAAGAAAACAGAAGGAAGCAUUAUGGGAGAGGCUGACACAACUAACAACACAAAUUUUGAUAGAAAACCCAGUGGAGGGAUGGCAGAGGAUUGAAGAUGAAAGUGAUGAUGAUGAUAUGGAAGUAGAACAAAGUCCAAAAAUGAAACAAAUAAUAGCUGUGAUCCAAGGGGUAACAACUGUCGCUACUGCUUCGAUAUCUGUAGUAGAUGAAAAUAUAAACUACAAAGCACUUCUAGAAUGUGCUCUAAUAUUAAAUGGUAUUCUCUAUGCAUUAUCUGAAUCUGAAAAAGCCCUACAAAGUGCCAUCCAGCACUUAUGUGCAAUGUGGUGGGAGAAAGGACUGGAAGGAAAAGAACAGCUGGGGAAAACAGCUUUUAUUAUGAUGCUAAGAAAAAGUCUGAAGAGCAAAACUGUUACGGGUGCAGAUAUAGUUCGCCUAUGGCAUUUACAUCAGACGUUACUGUUCUUUGAUUAUGAUCUGGAGGAGAGUAAUGAAGUAAAAGAUUUGUUGCUUCAGUGCUUUAUGAGUGUUAACCAUAUAAAAAAAGAAGAGGGAAGAAGAUUUCUGAGUUUUCUGCUGAGCUGGAAUGUAAACUUCAUUAAAAUGAUCCAUGGGACUAUUAAAAACCAGUUGCAGUGUUUUUCAAAAUCUCUGAUGGCAUACAUUGCAGAAAUUUAUUUCAGGGCAUGGAAGAAGUCUUCAGGAGAGAUCUUAGAGAUUCUUGAGGUAAAUUGCAUUCAGGAUUUCAUGCAUCAUGGAAUUCAUCUUCCUCGAAGUUCUCCAGUGCAUCCUAAAGUGAGAGAGUUGCUGAGUUACUUUCACAAACAAAGUAAAGUUCGUCAGGGGGUUGAAGAAAUGCUGUAUAGAUUGUAUCAACCUAUCCUUUGGAGAGCAUUAAAGGCUAGAAACUCAGAAGUUCGAUCAAAUGCAGCAUUAUUAUUUGUUGAAGCAUUUCCUAUUCGUGAUCCCCAUUUUAACAAUGAGGAUAUGGAUAAUGAAAUUCAAAGACAGUUUGAAGAACUUUUUAGUCUUUUAGAAGAUCCUCAACCAUUGGUCCGCUCUACAGGGGUACUUGGUGUUAGUAAAAUAACAUCCAAAUACUGGGAGAUGAUUCCGGCAACCAUCCUUGCUGAGCUUUUAAAAAAACUUAUUGGAGAUCUGGCUUUUGAUGUAACCUCAGCUGAUGUUCGCUGUUCUGUUUUUAAGUGUCUGCCUAUAAUUUUGGAUAACAAACUAAGCCACCCAUUAUUGGAACAGCUCCUGCCAACAGUAAAAUACAGUCUCCAUGACAAUUCUGAGAAAGUGCGAGUGGCUUUUGUUGAUAUGCUGCUGAAAAUUAAGGCGCUCAGGGCUGCAAAGUUCUGGAAGAUUUGUCCCAUGGAGCAUCUGCUGACUCGUCUUGAAGUUGAUUCACGCCCUGUAUCGCGUCGCUUAGUAAAUCUCCUGUUUAACUCUUUCUUGCCUGUUAAUCAACCUGAGGAGGUAUGGUGUGAACGCUGUGUUACACUAAUACAGAUGAAUCCAGCAGCAGCCAGAAAAUUCUAUCGGCAUGCUUAUGAGUACACUGCUCCCACCAACAUAGCUAAAUUAAUGCUCACUAUUCGGCGCUGCUUGAAUGCCUGCAUCCAGAAAGAAAUAAAAGAAAUGCAAGAUGAUGAAGAAAGUGAAAAGGAGAAUAUAAGUAUCCUGAAUAAUGUGUUGUCAAUAAAUGAUGUGGCUACCAUGGCAAGCUUACUGGAGAUUACUGUAAUUCUCUGGAGAAGUAUUCAUAAAGCACUGGAUCACAAUGAAGAAGCCAAAGAUUACACAAUCAGAAAGUUUGCCAUAGUACUUCCAGAAUAUUUUAAAGUAUUUAAGGAUGAUCGAUGCAUAAUUCCAUUAGUUAUUCUGGCAUCUUUCAUGCCAGCUUCUGCUGUUCCUACAUUCAGCUGUGGUGUAAUCUCUAAAUUGAGGAAUCUUGAGAAGGGAGCUGAUGAAAAUAAAUACUCGAUCCUGAUAGACUGCUUGUGUCGCUGGGGACAAGUGGGACACCUUAUAGAGUUAAUCUGUGAUUGGAUGUCUGAUGAGAUUACGCCAAGAAAGAGUAAUACAGCAUCUGAGCGGCGGGUACAUAUCCAAGUAACACAUGAAUCAAAGCCAGAAUUAGCACUUGAUUAUUUAGAAUAUUUAUUGACUCAGUCCAUGAAUCGGGAUUGCCUGUUAUCUGUCCACAAAAAGAAAUUGAACCAGCUUUUGAAAGUACUUGGAGCAGCAAAGGAGAUUCUUGUCUCAAUUAUGAAAGGGACUGAUGCAGGGUCUCAUAGCUUCAAUCAAGCAACUGCCAUAAGAGCCUUCACUCUCUACUGCAGAUUAAGUAUUCAUCUUCAGCACAAGUUUUCUUCUGAAGGAAAAGUUUACCUGUCACACUUGAAGGAAACAGGUGCUUGGAUAGAAAGUCAUGUUCUACCUUCUAUUCUAAUCCAUGAACGAGAGGAUGAUGUUCUAGAGCAGCACAUUGAAGUUUCUCAGCUAAUCAGCCAGGCAUAUCUGACAGUAUGUAAGGAUGCUAUAAUGGUUGGCCUUGGAGAUUCAGAGUUUCAAGCACACCUUUUAGAUGUCACUCUUUCAAUUAUGCAAACAGAAAGAGGCUGCUUUUGUAUCCCUACAUUACUUUGUGUUCUCAAAGAGAUUAUUGAAGCUUCUUUGACUCAAAACAUUGGUACAGAUGAAGAAGUUGCAACGUUUCUCCAUGCUGUUCAGGCUGUGUUCCAAAAAAUUUUAGAAUGUGUUGCACGCAGACUCAGAAAAUGGCGGGAAGAAGGGCUUCAGUUGAUUUAUUCUAUUCAGUCGCCUCUUGGAGAAUUUAUAUACACAGUCCAGCACUGGCAUUCAUCUUGUCCAACAGUUCACCGUGGUGUACUCUCUACUCUCCUAGCUGCAGUAGUGGUUGAGAUAAGUCACACACUGAGAAAGAUGCCUCUACCUGGGAAAAGCUCACUUCUACCAUUUUCAGAUCUGCAGUCUAUGGACCUGUCAGGAAACUCAACUGCAUACUUACUAGAGCUCAGGGCUUCAAAUGCAGAAGAACUUGCACCACCAGAAUCCACUGCAGACCUUCCUCCACUUUCAGGCAGUUUAAUGACAGUGAUAAUUAAGUCAAUAAACGUGGUCAGGUCAUUUUUAAAUGAAUUAAUGGAAUGCAUUAUCUGUGAGGAAAUUGAAGGAAUUAUUAGUAUUACAGCUGCUGCAUACAUAGUUGUUAUAAUCAAAGGUAAGCACAAAGCUUCACUUGUUAAGGAUAUUGCACAUACCCUUCAAAAGAAGCUGAUGGAUUUCAGGGAAGUUGCCAUGGAAGAAUCUAGCAGCAUUGAAAGAACCCUUUAUGAAUCAUCUAUGAAAAUUUUGGAUGGCAUCUUGAAUCCUUGACUGUAGAGCUGCUUUCAAGUCAUGAAAAGUAGAAAAGAAGAUCUGUUGUUUUUAUAAAGGAAGCAAUAUGUUACCUUGAAAAACAUAUUUAAUAUAAUAGCGAAUUGUACCUUAUUGGAAUGCUUGUAUUAUGCUAGCUUAUUGCUUUGCAUUAGCAAGCAAAUGAAUAACUUUUAUAUUUCUUUCAUAUUUAAAACAAUUGUGCAGAAACUUCUUUUAAAGUAUGUGGACAUUUUUGUAUAUACAUAGAUAAUGUAUUAAAGAUUUUGGAAUGGCUAUCAGGAGGGGCUUCUUAGGUAUAUUCCAAGCAUUUCAUAUGAAAUAAAAUCAAUAGCCUUUUAUACUUUUUUUAAAGGAUUAAUAAAAUGACUGAACUAUCCCUUUGAAUGGCAUUU